AUGCAUUAUGUUUACUCUGACUAUCCAGAUGAAUCAGAACGUUGUAACAUAUCAGGCAUGUGGUGUCUCCAUACGCAUUCAAGUCACCUAACUACAUUGAAACCAAGUUGGGCGCAACGUCCAGGGCUCACGUGUGAGUGUUUGCCAUCAUGUGAUGAGACUGAAAUAACUGUCAUUAAAGAUGUCAUCAGAUCAGUAAAAUCAAAGAAAAAGAAGAAUUCUGACAUUGAAAUGGUGCUCACGUAUCUACCGACAGAAAGAUUUAAAAGGAACGUGGUCAGGAGUCGUUUAGAUUUAGUAGUAUCUGUGGGCGGCACGGCGGGCUUGUUUGUCGGCGCCAGUUUGCUCAGCUUUGUCGAAUUAAUAUUCUUUUUCACCGUCCGUUUUAUCAGCAAUGCUUGUAUAGAAAAACGUCGCCAACAUAACAGCAAAAUGAACUUU
Messenger RNA from Brenthis ino (lesser marbled fritillary), 441 nucleotides. Lineage: Eukaryota; Metazoa; Arthropoda; Insecta; Lepidoptera; Nymphalidae. The record is from the annotation of a GenBank genome assembly.